UGCACUGCUCAUCCUUUCGGUUUUGUCAGUGUAUGGGAAUGCUGGACAUCAACACACAGAGAGGGAUUCGGCCGAAAGCACUCCUCCUCGGUGUCUGAACCCUGCUGCUUUCACCCCCGGUUGGAAGAUACAGAUGUCAGAAGCCGAGACAGACAAGGUAAAAAUUAAACCAGCAGAUAGUUUUGAACAUGAGAAGCAAAAUAUUUCUUGGCUGAAGAAAGAACUGGACAGCCCCAUCCCACAGCCCCUUGGAGAUUCAGACAGCUGCACCAGCUCCCUGCCUCUCCCGGCGCUCCCCGGGGUGACGCCGAGCAGCGAGGACCAUCCAGAUAACCAGCUUACAAAUGAAAAACAUACAGAUGAAAAGCCUAUGAAAGGUAUUGUUAUGAGUUCUGUCGCAGAAUUCAGCAUCACAGACACUUCAUCAAAGGGUACCAAAAAGGAGAAGAAAUUGUCAGAUGCAAGCACAUCAUCCAUUGCUUCCCUGGAGAAAUGCAGAGAAUUCACUUACAUUGAAGAUGAUGCAUCAGUACAUCAGAGAGACAGUGACGAUGAAUGCGCAACACUUAUCCUGGCCUGCUUGUUCUGCCAAUUUUGGGACUUUCUUAUAAUGCUGCCUGAUACCUGUGAACAUUGGCUGACAGAUACCUGUUGUCCAUCCAAUAGAUACUACCAGACGUCCAACGAAGACCAUGCCAACAACGACUGCAACUGUGACUGUGACAUUGAUUGCAGCCUUUUUGAGUCCUGCCACGAGACUGGUGAAUGCCUGGAACUUGCCAUGGAGAUUUCCGAAGUCUGCUAUCGCUAAUAGGAAACUAAGUGACAAAAUUCCUCAAAACUGCCUGAAAAUGAGCUGACAGAGUACAAAGGAUUUUUUUUUUUUUUUAAGAUAACAACAAUAAUAACCAGAGUGUUUGCCAACCAGGACUAUGUGCAUCAUGCUGCUCCCACCCUGGAGGUCCGUAUAUGUGUACCAUUCUGGUUGUAUGAUUUCACAAACUGCUGAAACCAAUAAAGGGCAAAAAAGGGUCUUCUCCUUUGCCAUAGACAACAACAGAAUUCCUAAGUGCCAAGUGUGCUCGAUGCUUUACCCACUGUCAAUGCAAGGCUUUUAUAAACCUCUAAUUGCUUUAAACAUGGAUUUCCCCAUUCAUAAACACAGGACAAAUUAGGACAUUAUUUUAGGACUGAUAUAUCUUAGUUCAUCUUCCUAAUG
Messenger RNA from Harpia harpyja (harpy eagle), 1219 nucleotides. RefSeq names its product MyoD family inhibitor domain containing 2 (gene MDFIC2). The transcript has 6 exons. NCBI's taxonomy places the organism in Eukaryota, Metazoa, Chordata, Aves, Accipitriformes, Accipitridae. The coding region runs from base 134 to 811 and encodes 225 amino acids. The record is from RefSeq and is a predicted model, not a curated record.